CGCCCUCUCGCCUGUAGAUGGUGCUGCCAGCUUGGGCUUCCUUCACGGGAGCCGAAGUCCCACUGAACUCGGCUAGGCUCGACCUACAUUGCAUUCUGGCGUCAUCGCCCUCCGCCCCUCCUUCUCUUCUCGGCUUGGCUUGAUUCGGCUCGGCACCGCCCACUGAGACCAAACUUGACGCCGCCCUCUGCCGCACCGUCGCCGCUGCUUCCCUCCUCGCAGUGUUGCACAACACCUGGCCUCCGGGGCGACCGAGGCAGCUAUGCUGGGCAAGGACUACAUGCUGGCCAUCAUCCUGGUCAACUGCGAUGAUAACCUGUGGAAUGACCAAAAUAUAGAAGGAGAGCUCGAUCUUCCUUCAGGAUGGAGGAAAAUCCAUGACUCUUCUGGUUCUUACUACUGGCAUGUGCCCACAGGAACCACUCAGUGGCAACACCCUUCUCGUACUUCUAGUCUGGGUCAUGCUGGGGAAGCUGCAUUUCCAGAAACGGGCCUUCAAUCUGCUGGGGUUAGUUGUGUGGCAACAGAGGGACUGAUCCCAAGUCCAGUGACUUCAUUCUCCAAGAGGACAUCACUGGCCUGGCAUGAGGAGGAUCUUCAUCGGGGCAACCCAGAACCUGUCUCCAAGUGUUUCGUUGUGCGCUCCUUAGGAUGGGUUGAGAUUCCUGAGGAGGACUUGGCACCAGGCAAAAGCAGUAUCGCAGUAAAUAAUUGCAUCCAACAACUUUCCCAAAGCAAUGGUGACAGUUUUGGCCCUGCUGAUAGAUGGGGUGAGGGUCAAAACAUGAUGAUGAUUCUCCAGGAGGACACAAUGAACUUGGUGGAUCCUUUGGAUCACAGCCUCAUUCAUUGCCAGCCCAUCAUCAAUAUUCGUGUUUGGGGUGUGGGCUGCAACAAAGGCAGGGACAGGGAUUUUGCUUUCGUGGCCAGUGACAAGGACACGUGUGUGCUGAAGUGCCAUGUCUUCCAUUGCAAUGUGCCUGGCAAGGCUAUUGCCAAAGCUCUGCAUGAAAUGUGCUCCAAGAUUAUGGCUGAGCAAGCAGUGGCAAGUAACAGCCUCUCUCGAUCCAUCACCCUUGAAUCUGUGUCUCCAAAUGACAUAUCUCUGCAAGCUGAUAUAUUUGAUGCUGUGAGAAAAUCUGUUCAGAAAUACAAAGCUUUCUAUAUCGGCAGCUUACCAGUAUCCAAAUCUAUGGGGAUGGAUGUGCUAAAUAAUGCCAUUGAAACUCUGAUGGGCAGCUGUAACCGUGAGCAGUGGAUUCAAGCUGUGGUUAGUGUUUCAGACUCAGUGAUGCAAGCAGAUCAGACUGAAGCUGAAGAGGAAAAAGAUCCCUGCAUUUGGGAAUGCCAAGUACGCUACGUGACUUUUAUUGGGAUUGGGAGAGAUGCCCACACAUUUGGACUUAUUGCUGACAUGGGGAAACAACAUUUCCAGUGCACAGCUUUUUGGUGUGAACCAGAUGCUGGAACCAUUUCAGAAGCAGUACAGGCUGCAUGUAUGGUCCAGUAUCAAAAGUGCUUAGUGGCAUCACAAAUGAGAAGAAAAAGUAAUUCACACUCCAUUAUGAAGCUGAAAAGGACAAUGUCGCUCGAUUCACCCGUUUGUUCAUUUCCCAUCACAGGACCCUCCUUGCAGAAAACAAGCAGUGGGGCCACAACAUGCAAGAGGGGAAUGUUUUCUUUCUUUGAAACCUUCCGCCAAAAACAUUCCACGCUACACACUUCCUAAGAUGAAAACAAAGUUUGGUGGUCCCAGAUGACCCUUAAUGGCACUGCCCUCUGAUGUCCAGGCUAAGAAUGUAACUAGCAUAAUUUUGUUUGUGAACCUCCUUCACUGAAGUGAAAAAACCAAUACAGCCAAAACAAAACUGGAUCCUAAAGAAGGAUCCUGACAGAUUCUGGACAUGCUAUGCAUAUUUCUUCCAGUUCUUUGCUACAUAGAAAUUCUGAGGGAGAG
This is a messenger RNA of Crotalus tigris (Tiger rattlesnake), 1957 nucleotides long. It is a transcript of the gene APBB3, whose product is annotated as amyloid beta precursor protein binding family B member 3. The record is from RefSeq and is a predicted model, not a curated record. The transcript is spliced from 13 exons. Gene Ontology annotation, molecular function: transcription factor binding; amyloid-beta binding. NCBI's taxonomy places the organism in Eukaryota, Metazoa, Chordata, Lepidosauria, Squamata, Viperidae. Gene Ontology annotation, cellular component: cytoplasm; nucleus. Gene Ontology annotation, biological process: regulation of DNA-templated transcription. Bases 263 to 1729 code for a protein of 488 amino acids.